Molecule: messenger RNA, 4645 nt
Organism: Lingula anatina
Lineage: Eukaryota; Metazoa; Brachiopoda; Lingulata; Lingulida; Lingulidae
Product: suppressor of fused homolog
Cellular component (GO): nucleus; cytoplasm
Molecular function (GO): transcription factor binding
Source: RefSeq, a predicted model, not a curated record
CACAAGUACACAAAGCAAAACAAAAAAGGGGAUUUUUUUCGAUCAGGUCAGCCAUACUUGGCAAUACCCAAGUAACUUCCAGGUUAACUGGUAAAAAUAAGGACUGAUUGAAACAUCACAAUGGGAACAUUUUUAAGCAUGCCAGCUGAAAGACAGAGGUGGGCAAAGCCCAAUAUCAACAAGUGCCCAUGCCAACAACUCCACAAUGACCUUAAAAUUGCACUUGCAGAUGAAGUCAGCAAAUCAGAGCAUCUACCAAAAAUUAAAUGUCAGCUCCGGGGCAAAAUUGGAGCUGGGCAUUUGGAAAACUUGGACACACUGGCAUUACUGAAUGAUCUGGAUGACAGGAAAAUAAUAGCCCCCGGAAAUUAUGGAGAAUUAAAAAAUUGGCUAAAAAAAGCAGGCAUUGAACGAUUGUGUGACACUAUUCAGGCGACAGAAAAUGAAGUAAGCCAUUGUGAAAUACACCAAAAGGAGCCAUCACAGAGCAGGAAGAGGAAAAGAGAUGAGGAAAUUCAAACUACUGCAGGAUUGUGUGUAAGAAAUUGCAGAACUUGUAAAUUAAAAAAUGGAAAAUAUGAAAAAGUCUACAAUGGUGUGAAGAUUAAACUCCUAAACAAGAAGAGUCAGAUGGCCAGUCUUAGUUACCAAUCAGAUAGUGAUGAUGAGACAACUUCAUGGAUUUCCAAAGUUGCAGAUACAACCAACAACUUCUUAGAAAAAUCCAACAUUAAGGAAGGUUUUCACAAGAAAAAUGUUUUGCAUGCAAAACUGCACAUUGCAUACCUGGCAUCGAAAGGUAUUGCAAAAUCAGCAGACAAAUACUUCACCGAGGAGAUGUUAAGUACCCAAGAAAUGUUCAAAAAGGCUGCAGAGAAAUUUUGUAAAAAGGGGGCAGCACUAACCAAACUCAUAGAAGGCUGCGUAGAGUGCACAUUGCUGUUUGAUGCUCCUGAAAAGCUGCAGAAUUUCUGGACAGAGUACAAGUCUGGCAGCCUUUCUGAGUUCCUAACACAGGAGUAUAUUACUGCAGAACUUGAGGAGAUGGAGGGAGGACAGAGACUGUAUGUGGAUGUGUACAUCUGUGAGCAGGAGCUGGCCACAGCCUGGGAUUUUUUUGCACGGCCAGGAGAACCAGAGGACCAAUCAAACCCUUUGACCUCGAGUUCUGUUGAAAACAAGUCAGAAGAUAGAAUAAAGCAAGAACCAACAAGCUUAAGCAACAUAAACCAUGGCAUCCAUCUGAAAACAGAACCAGAGCCCUCAACAUCAGACACUGCACCCAAAUCUGAACCAUUAACAGAAGAAGGAAGACCAGAGGUAGAAAUGACGAUGUGUGAAGUCAAACAAGAACCAAAUGAAAUGACAGAAGAGCCUUUGGAGAAUAUGGGAACAGAAAAUUGGCCUGUUGAGCGCACCAUUGCUGAUGCAAUAUUCCACACCAUAUCAACCCGAAUGUCCUUCAUGUGGAGGAAAAUGGCAGUUGAACUGGGACUGGAUGAGGAUGAAAUUACAACCAUAGCAUCUCAGCAUCCAGCCAGUGAGGAGCAACAGUGUGUUGAAUGUCUAGAGUACUUCCUCAAUAAGAACUUCUCCAAACCAUGUGGUCAACUCACAGCAAGACUGGUAUCUGCUGUGUAUGCUGUGCAACAGCCUGCAUUUGCUGCAACCCUCUGCGAACUUAUGCAAAUGGAAGGGCUACCCAUCUGUCAUGACCUCAUUGUUAGAUGCCAGGGUGAUUCUAAUAAUGAACCAUUUGAUGCUGCUGAUUAUGAUCCCAAAAAAGAUGAUGAUUGGGAUGAUAACAUGGAUGGAGAGCACAACUGCAGAAAACCAAAAGAAGAUGAAGAGCAAAGUUCUAGCCUGAAGGAUACAGGAGGCAAUGCUCUUGAUUUAGGCUCUAGAAGCGCCUGUACCUCAAUCACCUCAGAAGACACAAAUAAUUUUGAUUCAGUGAUUAACGGAAAAGAUAAAGAAACUUUCAGUAAAGUUUCUGAGGAGUCCUCUCACAGUGAUACUGAAAGAUCCAACUCAACACCAGACAGACUGCAGUCAUUGCUCAUGACAGACACUAUCAACUUUACAGGUAUGGAAGAGAUCUACCACAUAAUUGAGACAUCACCCAAAAAAUUGACCAACCUUAGCAUGGCUUAUCAAGAAAAGCUUGCAACUGAACUUCUAUAUUUAGGUUGUAGGGGGGAGAAGAAUGCAAAACAGUGUAAAUACCUCAAGGAAAUGUUUAUAAGGUGUGCAUCUUCAAACAACCCUGAGGCCAACAUACUGACACGCAAUAUGCUGAGAGACAGACUGAUGAAAAUAUUUGAAAACACUACUGUACAGAACCCUUCUUUGUUCACAGAAAACUGGGAAAUCUUAUAUCGCACUGCUAGCACUGAAUCUUGGUCAUCUACUUCUAAAGUCUUCCUCAGACUCUAUUGUGAUUUUUCUGGUGACAAGUUGCUGGAAAGAGUUUUAUGCAAUAGCACCCAGCUCCAAAAAUAUGUAUCAGAACAAUUAAGGAAGGAUGCAACUUUUGAUUACAAUAAAGAGACAAUUACCAAAUUUCUAUCAGAGAUAAUAGGAAAUUGUAAAAAAGUUACUGAUAUCCAGAAUAUCUUUGUCAGCCACAGUGGAAAACAACAGGAUACAUUAGGACAAUGUAUCAAAACGUUGUCCAAAAAAAGAGCAGUCUCAGAGUUUGUGCUACAAUUGUUAUUCCAGCUCCACUUAUCAAAAACUAAACAACAAUCAUUUCUGUCUGCAGAAGAGAGGACACUAGUCUUGGAUGUGCUGUCACAACAUGUAAAAAAAAAUGGACCAUGCCUCCAUGCUGGUGAAGGAAAUGCUGAAGUUUUGAUGGAGUACUUUUUUACCAACCAUGAAUCUACAGAGGCAGAGCAUACACUGUGUAUGGAGAUUUUAGCCAAGGAUGAGAAAACAUCAGAACAUCUACUACAACAGUUCUACAAGAUUCACACAACCAGGACACAAUCAGAAUCAGAGAGGACAUUAUUCCUGAAAGUUUUGUCACAACAUGCAGUACAACAUGGGAGCUGCUGGGAUGCAGGUGAAGGAAAUGCUGUUAUGUUAUUACAUAGAUUCACAUACACAGUCUACAAUAUUAAUUUGAAUGUAAUUUGUGAUUUCUUUUCAUAUCAGAUUGUUGGUUGUUGUUCUGAAGAGUUAAAGGCAGCACAGCAUUGGAAUGGAGCUGGCGUGAUAGAACUUUUAAAAACUAUACCAAUUGCUGGUGGACCCUGGUUAAUUACGGAAAUGCGUAGAGGGGAAACAGUAUUUGAAAUUGAUCCUACACUCCAGGAUCGUGUUGAUCAAGGUAUUGAAAAUGAAGGCUCCAACUUAAGUGGCGUGAGUGCCCGCUGUGCAUGGGAGGAACCUAGUGACAUAGAUAGACAUGACAAAGUGAACGAGGAGGAAAAUAAAGAAAACAGAUUUAUAGAUGGUGAUAGAAGAGGCAGCAGUGACAUAGAGAGGCCACACAUAUCUGCUUUUGAAUCUGAACAAAUCAAAGCCACAUUGAAGAAAGGGCUGAACACAGCUCAUCAAAUCAAACAAGAGCCUGUAGAUAAUGAAUACUCACCUUCACACCAGCCAGAUCAACAAACUGGUGGAUCUAGAAAGGAGUCAUUUGAUAGUAAUGUAAGCAGUGAGGGGCCAUCUGAACUGUGCAGAACAAGAACAUUGGAUGCUGUGCAUCUGAAGUUUAAUGUGGAGGCUGGCUCUCUACUUCCCCUGGCUUUGAGGGGAAGAUUAAAGCAUGGCCGCCACUUCACAUUUAAAAGUGCAUUAAAUGAUGUUGCCAUCACUCUGGUAUCUUCAAGUGUAUUAGGUGCAAUAGUAGACGAGGAACAUCCAUAUGGGGCUCAUGGACCAUGGCUGCAGGUGUUGUUUACUGAUGAUUUUGUGGAGAGACUGUUAGUCCAGAUGGAAGAAUUAUCAACACCCGAAAAUAUUCAUCCUCCCAAAGUUUAUUCUUGGCCAGAAAAAAGGCUGUGUAUCACAAUCAUACCAGAUGAUCUGCCAGAAGGCCAAAGUUGAAGCUCAUCAUAUCAUGUCUGUACAUGUUGUAUGUGUACUGUAUGUACAAUAUGUGGCUUGUGGAAAAGUUGGAAGUCAACCAGGAUGGUGCUUCAAUUGUAUGGGGAUUUGAUGUUGUUCAUCUGCUCUUUUUAAGCCCUGAUUAAGAUGCAGUGGGAGAAGUUUCAAGAAAACUUUUUAAGUUGAAUGUAAAAUUCAUGCAAAGAGAAAACUGGCAUGAACUGUUUGCAUUUGAUGGCUUUGUCUUUAUUUGUUCAUUUGAAAAGGAAUAUAAUGGGCGAUUUUAAUGUUAGAAUACAUUUUGUGCUUUGGAAAAGCAUUUUACUUUGAAAUUCAUUUUUUUCUACUUUUGGUAUAGAUCUCCAUAUAUUACUAUUUAUCAAUAUAUUUUAAAUGAGCUGUAUAUUUUUUCUAUGUAGAAUUUCUCAAGACAUUUUACUUAAAUUGCUAGAAGUAAAGAGAAACAAAAUUUGCUUAAGAGGCCAAACAUUUUACCAUGACAUUUUAUAUACACUUCAUUUGUUCAUUUCUCACAUCUCCAAAUGAAUUUUUGAGAGUCACUCAUAUAUGCAAUAAACUGUGUAAUUCG